AUGGCAGAAGCAUCUUCAUCCUCAACAUCCAGAGAUUCUGAGCCAAAAUUCGAAGACAUUAAUGUUCAAAAAAAUAACGACACACCUACCCUUAUACAACUUCCUAUAUAUAAAACAUUGAAUGAAAUACGUCUUUUACUUACCGCUGACCUAAAUAUACGAAUGGGUGUAAAUAUGUAUUUCAUGAACCCAUAUGCCAGAAUCCCACAAAAAAACGAAUGUAAAUAUCUUUUAUCAAAAAUUAUUUAUGAUAAAAAUAAUCUAAAAAUUCUCGACGAACAGGAACCAGACUGGGAAUGUAUAAAGGAAAUAUGUAAACUGGAGUAUGGGCUUGAUUUUUUGGAAAAAGGUCCAAAGAGCGCAGAGAAAAAAGCAUUUGAUAUUACGAGACUUGAUGCGAGAAAGUUAGUAAGACCAGAUUCACUUGAUGAAACGGUCGUAUGCCAAACAGACUUUGAUAACAUUUGUGUGAAAAAUCUUUUAGUAAAGUCUGAAGUCACUGCGAAUUUGCCGUGGUUAUCCUCGAUUUCGGCAACCCUUGGUGGAUCUAGUGUUAAAGAGACUGAAAAUCGCACAAGCAUUGGAAAUUCAGUUACUUUUUGGACUUCGAAAGUAAUAAAAGCUACAGUAUUAUAUUCAAAAUCAGAAGUAAAGCCCACAGAAGAAUUUAUAAAAGCUGUCGAUGACGCACUCGCAUCAGAUAAUCAGCGUAAAAACCUUGAAAAGGUCGCUAAAGAAUACGGCCCAUUAUGGUGCAAAAAGCUCGGAAUUGGUGGCAGGAUUUUAUCUAAAGAAAGCAAAGAAAAAAACCUAAACGAGUAUAAUAAUUCGAGAGAAACAAAAGCUUCUGGGAAGUUAAAAGCAACUGGAUAUGUCGAAAUUGACGGGGAAGUAGGAAAAAGUCAACAAACAAAGCAAAUGAAUUCAUUUGUCAAUGAAUAUUCUUUUUUUCGAAUGUUUGGUGGCCUGGAAGAAAGAUAUCAUGAAUCUGGAAUGCCUGGAUGGAUAAAUUCAUUAAACGACCAUAAAAAAUGGGCGGUAGCAGAAUAUACCGAAAUAAAUUCAAUUUUUGAUAUUCUGGAUCAAGAAAGAAGAUCCAAAGUUGCAGAAGCAUUAUUUGCAAAACGAAUCGUAGAAUCAAGAGUUGAAACAUUAUCUUUUCGAAUGUACCUUUCUAAAACAGAUCCAUAUAUCCAUGAACUACCUCCAAAUCUUCAACUUUCAAGUACAGAUCAUAUAUUCGUAACAGUAAUGAAAGACGACUCGAAAAACUUAUUUGCUGCACGGGUUCAUUAUAUAGACGAUAAAAGUCUGCCUGUGAUUCUUAUUCAUCGCCUGGGAAAUUUACAAAGAGGAUCAAAAUCACCGAUGUUUACAUUGAAAUUGGGUUGGAUUGUAAUUGGCACAUCCACAAUGUUGAAUUUAUUCGGGCAACCAGUUUUCGAAAGUGAUAAUAAAGAAAUUAAUGAACAAUUUAAGGUUCAACGAAGAAGUGAUCCAAAUAGUAGUUUUUUUGCUACUUGUGUUUCAAGAGCAAAAGAUUUUCGAGUUGAUGAUCCUAGGGAUUCCAAAUAUAUCGUAGGAACUCAUUUCGUGAAUAACAAUAAUGCUCUUGAGGCGUGUGUUUUUUGUUAUGAUCUUCAAGAUAUGAUGAAACUAAUUCCAGCUUUAUCAUACAAAGUGACACCAUUUGAUGAAUUCGAUAGUAUACCAAUUAAAUUUUCGGUCAAUUACGGCAUCGCCGCUGGAAAAGGAAAACACCAAUUCGGACAAACCCAAAUCACUAGUAAAUCUAGAGGCAUACUAGGCAUACAACUGAAUCCGAAACGCUUCGAAGUUGAUUUUGACGUGUAUAAGAAAUUAAUUUCGCAAUCAACGAUUCCAACUACGAUUCCAUCCACUUCAUCAGAAGAACAAAAACCAUUAACAUCCGUACAAAAAAUUCUACAGAAUCCAGUUUUCAUUAGCUUAGUUUUGGACAAUGGUUCGGCGAAUUGUGUUCAUGGGUUUUUUAAUAUUACUCCAAAACAUGCAAUUUUUAGAUCUCUAAGUAAUUUACAUACAAAAAAUGGGCAACAUAUUGCAUAUUUCAGUGUUGACUGA
Molecule: messenger RNA, 2103 nt
Organism: Ambispora gerdemannii
Lineage: Eukaryota; Fungi; Glomeromycota; Glomeromycetes; Archaeosporales; Ambisporaceae
Source: the annotation of a GenBank genome assembly